AUGAAUAAAGGUUGUAUGUCCUUGUCUUUCUCCUGUGAGGAGGAUAGAAGAAACAUUCUUUGUGGUGGAUCCUGGGCAAUAGGAAAAUAUAUCAUCUACAUCCAGAAGUGGUACCCUAAUGCGGGAAGAGAAAAAAUAUUUCUGGUUCAGGUUUCGGUCUGGAUUAAACUCCCUGGGCUCCCAAUGGAAUACUGGGAGGAAGAUGUGCUUGCAGGAAUAACCAAUACCUUUGGGGAGCUUAUUGCUAUUGAUCAGGUCACGACAUCUAGAAGAAGGCUUAUUUAUGCUAGGAUUUGUGUAGGAGUUGGAACUGAUAAGAACAUGCCAGAGGAGAUAGAGAUAGAAUCUAAACUUGGGAAGUGGAGGCAGAAUAUUGUUUAUGAAUCAAUCCCUUUUGUCUACUUUCAUUGUAAAAAGCAAAGACAUUGGGCUAAAAAAUGCCCAAAUAAUGAGGUCAAAUCUCAUCCCCAAGCUAAGGUUUGGAAAAAAGUAGACAACUCUCUGAAAGCUUCGGAUUCUAAUAAUCUAGAUCAGGAAAAACAGUCUCGGGUUGGAAGGACAGAGGUAGAACUCAUCGGUGAAAUGGGAAAUGAAUUGAAGAAAGGAGAUAGUGAAAAAAUAGAUCAUCAGUUGAUGGAGCAGAGUGGCAAGGAUCAAAGGCAUGGAGAAAGAAAAUCUAAAGACAACAAACAAAAUGAGGAAUCAGAAGAGGAUAAGAUAGAGUUAAUCUCAGAUAAGUAUGAGA
This is a messenger RNA of Cryptomeria japonica (Japanese cedar), 745 nucleotides long. RefSeq lists its product as uncharacterized. NCBI's taxonomy places the organism in Eukaryota, Viridiplantae, Streptophyta, Pinopsida, Cupressales, Cupressaceae. The transcript has a single exon. The record is from RefSeq and is a predicted model, not a curated record. The annotation marks the transcript as partial.